Molecule: messenger RNA, 1892 nt
Organism: Epinephelus fuscoguttatus (brown-marbled grouper)
Lineage: Eukaryota; Metazoa; Chordata; Actinopteri; Perciformes; Serranidae
Gene: colgalt2a
Product: collagen beta(1-O)galactosyltransferase 2a
Exons: 12
Coding region: 1-1863 (620 amino acids)
Molecular function (GO): procollagen galactosyltransferase activity
Source: RefSeq, a predicted model, not a curated record
AUGCCUCUUGGAUUUGUGGGAUUCAAAUUAUAUUUCAUGAUUUUAGCAGGAGAGUUUUUCCUGCAUACGGAUGGCACAGAGGAGCUGUCAGCUGAUCGUCUCCUCCAACCGGCCCAGCAGGAGUCCUCUGUGCUGAAGCCCACAGUGCUGAUCACCAUCCUCGCCCGCAAUGCACAGCACAGCCUCCCUUAUUUCUUAGGAUGCAUUGAGAGACUGGACUAUCCAAAGGACCGUGUCGCCAUCUGGGCGGCCUCUGACCACAGUGUGGACAACAGCACAGCCAUGCUUCACAAGUGGCUCAGAGGAGUUCAACACCUUUACCACUCAGUGGAGUGGAGGCCUGCAGAGCAACCGAGCUCUUAUGCAGAUGAGCAGGGUCCCAAACACUGGCCUGACUCUCGGUUCACCCACGUGAUGAGGUUAAAGCAGGCGGCACUCAGAGCUGCCAGACGACUUUGGGCUGACUACAUAUUGUUUGUGGACAGUGACAACUUGCUGACAAACCCUAAGGUGCUUUCUGACAUGAUAGCAGAGAAUCUGACAAUUGUGGCUCCAAUGCUGGAAUCAAAGAGCCUUUAUUCCAACUUCUGGUGUGGCGUGACUCCUCAGGGCUACUACAGGCGAACCCCAGAGUAUGUUCCCAUCCGUAAAUGGAAGUGGCUGGGCUGCUUUGCUGUCCCCAUGGUGCACUCCACCUUCCUGCUGGACUUGAGGCGCAGAGCCAGCCAAGCAUUGGCGUUCCACCCUCCUCACCCCCAGUACCCCUACAAUGUUGAUGACAUCAUGGCCUUCGCUUUCUCUUCACAGCAAGCAGGGGUUCAGAUGUACGUGUGCAAUAAGGACCAUUAUGGAUACUUACCAGUGCCUCUUAAACAAGACCAGACACUGGAGGAAGAAGAGGAGAGUUUCACCCACACACUGACGGAGGCUCUCAUUGCCUACACCAUGGAGCCUUCACAGUAUGUGCACACUUUGCUUAAAGAACCAGGAAAGAUGGGAUUUGAUGAGAUCUAUCUGAUCAAUCUGAAGCGCCGCUCAGACCGGCGGGACAGGAUGUUGAGUUCUUUGGCUGUCCUCGGCAUCGACGCCACACUGACAGAAGCCGUGGAUGGCAAAGCCUUGAACUCCUCUCAGCUGCUGGCCAUGGGUAUAGACAUGCUGCCUGGGUACAAAGACCCAUACUCAGGCCGUGUGCUGACUAGAGGGGAGAUCGGCUGCUUCCUCAGCCACUACAACAUCUGGAAACAGGUGGUGGAGCAGGAACUGCAGCAAGUGCUCGUGCUGGAGGAUGAUGUGAGAUUUGAGCCGAGGUUUUGCAGCAGACUGGUGGUUGUCAUGGAAAAUGUACAGGGAGUGGGGCUUGAAUGGGACCUCAUUUAUGUAGGCCGUAAGCGGCUGCAGGUGAAUGAGCCAGAGCACUGGGUGAAGGGAGUCAGCAACCUCGUGUACCCAGACUACUCCUACUGGACCUUGGGAUACGUCCUCUCACUGAGCGGAGCCCGGAAACUCCUGCAGGCAAAACCUCUGAACAAAAUGCUGCCUGUUGAUGAGUUCCUACCCAUCAUGUUCAACAAGCACCCCAAAGAUGAGUACAUGCAGCAUUUCGAGCAGAGGGACCUGAGAGCGUUUUCAGUUGAGCCUCUGCUGCUCUUCCCCACACACUACACCGGCGAGCCCGGCUACUUCAGCGACACAGAGACCUCCACCAUCUGGGACGACGAGGCUGUGGAAACAGACUGGGACAGAGAGGGAGCCAAACAGCGGCGUGAAACUGAGGAAGUAGGGUUUGGACCUGAGGCUCCUCGCUCUGCUCGCCGUGGCGUGCCUCCUCUCUCUGCCAGUGCAAACAGAGAUGAACUCUGAGGCCAUGUCAUGUCAUGUUACACACUAUG